GGUGUAUUUUUUUAAUCGUGUAUCCUUUAUGCGUAACUUCAUAGAUUAAUAUUUCAAAUUGUAUAUGACCACACCAAACUACAACUCUCUUUCAAGAAUUAGUUUUAAGACUGCUAUAUUCUUAGAAUUGAAUUCAAACUUGGAACAUUUAAUUAAGCUUAAAUAGAUCAAAAAUCAUUUCAUCCAAGCAUUCUUGGAUACUGAAAUUUUUCAUUGGUGAUACUUUUUAAAGGACCACUGAAACUUUUAUAAGUUAAAUUUCUCUCUCCUUUUUCUAGCUUGUGAACUUCCUCUUUGAACUGCUCUAAUAUUGUUUCUCACAUAUAACUGAACCUGAAUGUGCUGUUGUUUUCAUUGAAUGUGCUUUUUUUAUUUUUUUAUUUUUAGCAUUCACCACCAAUUUAAUCCGGUUCGGGGGUCAGUUCUGACAACAAGUGGUUGCAGCCCUCUUCCGAUCGAAGUUGCGGAGGAUCAAAUCGUGGUUCUCCCAACCAAGUUUAGCGUCAAUCACCACUGUAGACAGUUUUAGUUUUGCUAACUUAUGUUACAUUUAAUUUCAUAAUCUUUCUUAAUUAGUUUCAUCCUUUUUAUUUCACAAAAAAAUAAUGUCCAUACAUCAAAUUGGCCAUGAAGUCCAAGGAACCAAGACUUUGAAUGCAGUAUCAAAUUCACAGGUUUUACCAAAAAGAUUACUGUACCUAUUGUUUAGUAGUUGUCCUACUUUUCAGUCACAUGAUUUCUGGCAAAACAUGGUAUGCAAAAUUAAGCUUUAAGAUUUUGUGGUUGAGCACUUAAAUCAAAUCCUUUCCAAACAGUGUUUUUUACACCUGUAUAUAAGUUUUCUUAUAUCUCUGACUUUCUUUGCAAGGUGAAACUUGAACUAUAUAGAACAAUGGCUUCUGUUAUAUCAAGAUCUGUAAGGUUUCAUGACAAUCUUGAAAAAGUGAAAUUAAACGAAGUUGAAGAAAAUCACAUGGAAAUGAUGACCUAUGAGACGAGUGAUCAACACAAGCGUGUAAGGGACGCAAAAAACAAGUCAUCAAAUGGAAGAGAACUUUCGAGGGUGUUUUCUGAAGAUUAUGAUGCAGAAGAGAUUUUAGUAUUAGACCCUAGAGGACCUAGAGUAAAUUUAUGGAACAAAAUAUUCUUAGCAGCUUGUUUGAUUUCAUUGUUUGUGGAUCCACUUUUCUUUUACUUACCAGUUGUUAAGAAAGAAAAAUGCAUUGAUAUGUCACUUGGUCUUGAAGUUUCACUUACCAUAAUUAGGACAUUGGUUGAUGCAUUUUACAUCAUUCAGAUUUAUGUUAGGUUUCAAACUGCUUAUAUUGCCCCUUCAUCUCGUGUUUCUGGUAGAGGAGAACUUAUUAUAGAUUCCUCAAAGAUUGCUUCAAAUUAUAUGAGUAGAGACUUUUGGUUUGAUCUUGUUGCUGCUCUACCACUUCCUCAGGUACUGAUUUGGGCUGUAAUUCCAAAUUUGAAGGGGUCAGAAAUGAUCGCAUCAAGGCAAAUAUUGCGCCUUGUGUCCAUUUUCCAGUACUUAUUGAGGUUAUAUCUUAUUUAUCCUCUUUCAUCUGAAAUCACCAAGGCAAAUGGAGUAAUGAUGGAAAAAGCUUGGGCAGGUGCAGCUUAUAAUUUGACACUCUAUAUGCUUGCUAGUCAUGUUUUAGGAUCUACCUGGUACCUGUUAUCAAUUGAAAGACAAGAUGAAUGUUGGAAGAAAGCUUGUACACUUGAAUAUCCACAUUGUCGGUAUCAUUAUCUCGACUGUCAAAGCAUAAGUGAUCCAAAUAGAAAUGCAUGGCUUAGAUCAAGCAAUCUAUCAGGACUAUGUGAUCAGAACAGUGACUUCUUUCAGUUUGGAAUUUUUGCUGAUGCUCUUACAUUGGAAAUAACUGGCUCGAAAUUCUUAAACAAAUACUAUUACUGUCUUUGGUGGGGAUUGAGGAAUCUAAGCUCUGCAGGACAGAAUCUCUUAACAAGUACACAUGUUCCAGAGAUUAAUUUUGCUGUGAUUGUUGCAAUUCUUGGAUUAGUGCUUUUUGCACUACUCAUAGGAAAUAUGCAAACCUACCUUCAAUCCACCACUAUACGGCUUGAAGAGUGGAGGAUAAGAAGAACAGAUACAGAAAGAUGGAUGCAUCACAGGCAACUCCCAUGUUACUUGAAGCAAAGUGUCCGACGUCAUGACCAAUUCAGAUGGGUAGCUACUCGUGGAGUUGACGAGGAAGCUAUUCUCAGAGACCUACCUGUUGAUCUCAGACGUGACAUUAAACGCCACCUUUGCCUUAAUCUAGUUAGACAAGUACCACUAUUUGAUCAAAUGGAUGACAGGAUGUUAGAUGCAAUAUGUGAAAGGCUGAAACCAACUCUAUGCACUCCAGGAACUUGCAUAGUCCGUGAAUGCGACCCUGUCAACGAAAUGCUCUUCAUCGUUCGAGGACGCUUAGAUUCUUGCACAACCAACGGUGGCAGAACAGGCUUCUUCAACACCUGCAGAAUAGGCUCGGGUGAUUUCUGCGGUGAAGAGCUUCUCCCGUGGGCCUUAGACCCUCGUCCAACCGCUGUACUUCCUUCGUCAACUAGAACGGUAAAAGCCAUCAUCGAAGUCGAAGCUUUUGCACUCAUUGCAGAGGACUUAAAGUUUGUUGCGGCACAAUUCCGCAGGUUACAUAGCAAACAACUGAGACAAACCUUUAGAUUCUAUUCACAUCAGUGGCGGACAUGGGCUGCAUGUUUUAUACAAGCGGCUUGGUUUCGGUAUAAGAGAAUGAAAGAGACAAAUGAGGUUAAGGAAAAGGAGAAUGUUAUGAUGAUGGCGACCAAUGGGAAAUAUUAUGGAAAUGAUGAUAGUCAAUAUUUCUCUGCACCUCUGCAGGUUCCAAUGGGAUCAAGUUAUCCAAUGUAUUCCGGGAAACUUGUAGGUAAUCUAAGGAGAGGUAGGAGCAUGAGAUAUGGUUCUGAACUUGAUAUUCUUGGUGGAUUAAGGAAGCCCGUUGAUCCAGAUUUUAAUGAUGAUGGUGGUUAAAGGAAAUUUAGGGUGGAAAAGUUGUUUGUAGGGAAAAGGUCUAUUAAUGAUUGAUUAGUGGACUCUUUGCUCUACUUAUUAGUCAAAUUAGUUAUAGCAAUACUAGUAACUAUGAAGAACUUAUAUCAAUUUUAGGCUAGGGUCAAGGAUGGGACUAAUGGAAAUAAUAUAGGCAUGAAGUGAAAUUUUGUCUGAAUAAA
Molecule: messenger RNA, 3225 nt
Organism: Trifolium pratense (red clover)
Lineage: Eukaryota; Viridiplantae; Streptophyta; Magnoliopsida; Fabales; Fabaceae
Product: protein CNGC15a
Exons: 7
Coding region: 893-3025 (710 amino acids)
Biological process (GO): potassium ion transport; transmembrane transport
Cellular component (GO): membrane
Molecular function (GO): voltage-gated potassium channel activity
Source: RefSeq, a predicted model, not a curated record